CUCAAGUGGUUUGAAAGUCUGUCCAAUCUCUCCAUCCGUCGUUCAUCAGACAAGACAGACUCCAAGAUAACCUCAAAGCCUGAUGGGCGCCGCAGUGACACAACUUUGGGGGCCAACUCAGUUGAUGACAUGGAUACCAGCCUCCACAGUCCAGGCUAUGCUCGCUCCAGUGACAUGUACACACACGUAGGUACCGUGCCUCGAAAGGAGAGGCAGAAAAGCAGCAAGGGGUCAAAUAAAAAAAGGAGUAGCAAAGGUGAGAUCAGUAGAGGGCAGAGCCAGUGUCAAGCUGGGGACUAUGUACAAGAUUCUCCUCUUCUGAGUGCCCUGUCUAGUGCCCAUCUUUUUUCUUUAGAGAAACCAUUGCCUGGUGGCCUUACAGGGAAAACACUGCCAGUGGUUCAGGCCCCCACCCACUCUCCCUCACCCAGCUGUGACACAGAUACACUGCCAUCCCGUAAAGGCUCAUAUGAGGUACCCAAGACCUCAGCACUUAAUAAACCCUCAGGAAAUCAAGAUCCACCAUUGACAAGUGAGGACCACUCAGGGGUCAAUGCAGCCAGGACCAGGACCAAUCCUUGUGUGCCUGACCCUGCCACUAUGCCUUCCUCCCAGAGCACUCAGUACUACUCUGGCCCAGUGUCACCCACAGCGCUUACCAAGGACUUGUAUGAGGUGAUGGACCCUAUUGUAGAGGUGGUCCACAGAGAUACAGAGGAGAAGACACAGGAUGAUGAAAGCAGGACUCUGGGAGAUUCACAGGGGAUGGAGACAUUUGACUGGUGAGAAACUGAUUUAUCACAACACAAGGGAUGUGUGUGAGAUGAAUUGAUACAUUCUGUAGCCUUUAUAUUUAUUUUUCAAAGAAAAUAUCGAAAAUGUUAUCUGUAUCUCUGAAUUCAAGAAUUUGUAACUGACAGACAUAGGUUUUGAAGAAUGGAAUGACUGUACUCUAGUGCCAUAUGUUAUCCUGCAAAAGUGGUCUGAAGUGAAGUUGCAUUAGCCAACCUACACUGUAAAACCAUGAAACAUGUGACAUGUAUAAAAAUUAAACAUCAGGCAUUUCGAUUUGCCAAUAAGUGUUCUCACCUUAAACACACGCGUUUAGAAUGCAAGACUAAACAUGAUAGUCAGCUUUUUCCAGUGAGUUUCCAACCAAGAAAACGCCUGUAUCUCCUAAGUGUUCAGAUUUUAAACACUAGUGUUUACUUUCCCAUCGUCCUGUUUAGAGUGCAUUCAGUCAUUAGAAAUGCCAUGCCUAUUAAUCAGAUCAGUGUUAGGAAUGUCUGUCACCUUACCUACAUUUCAGCACAACGGAACAGGACAUUUGAUUCAACAAAUAUUUUCCAUCGCGUGGUGUUGCUACGCGACUGUGUUGAGUUCAUUUCUGUUAACUCUCUGAGUGGAAAUGAUUUUUGGAGGGGACCAUUAUCAUAUUCACCUGCAUGCUUUGUUGCAGGUUGAUUUUUAGAAUCGUUUGUUUUAAUAUCUAUGUUUCUUCAUGCACAUUAAUUGAUUGAUGAAUUUAUCUUAUACUAUACAAAGAUAAAUAACUUACAUUUUUCUAAACUAAUCCAAUAUGUAAGGGGUUGGACUUACUGAGAAGGUUGUUCCAGUUUAGAUGGCUUAGGUAGUCUUGUUUUAAAAGUCCUUCACCAUAGCAGGCAUUCUGAGUGCAGGUUGUGGGUGAUAAAAUAUUCCAAUUAUUGGAUAUCCUCCCUCUGGCUGGAUUCCAAUAGGCAUGAGGAGUUUGAUGUGGCCAAUGAGCCAGGAUUUUCUGACCACAAUAUUGAGGAUUACUAGGCCAUAUGAAAUGUAUAUGUGGUCAUAAAGGAUUUACUUUUAAAUGAAACACGUUCACUUAGGCAGUCACCUGGUGAAGGCUCCAGGAAUAUAAAUAAUUGAAUGGAACAACCACAGUCAUGGGUGUCACAUUCAGUUAAAAGGCAUGCUGGGAAAUAUGCAACUAUGGCUUUACACCCAACAGUGUUAAAACAACACCCCCUCGAAGUGUUACAGAAAAGUGUUUAGUUAAGUGUUCAGAUCCUGAACACUUGGUUUGACAGUGUAUCUGUUUCUCGAGGUGGGACGUAUAAUUAAUCGUGUUCAAAAUUGGAUGUGCCCAUAAACCUACAUUUGAAAGGUCUUGUAGAAUAGCAAAACGAUAAUUCGACUCCGACAAUAAUAAGCAUGGGCUGAAGGUUCCUCCCCUGCACUGUCUUUGCGCUCAGCGCGUGGACGGGAGCAGCCUUUGCUCCUCAUGUAUUUCAGUUCAGUUCAGCGCAAUGACUUGAGAUCCUAGACUGCUAGAGAUGUGCGAAACUCAUGCUAUAGGUUACGGUUCGAUUCCGUCUCGAGUAUUUACUACCAUGGGAAUAAGGUCAGAUUUCUAUAUUUCUCAUGAUAACACAAUUCCACCACUUCAUGGUGGAUCUACGUUUGAUGGAUAAAUUCAGGUUCUAGUUCAUAGGUUGUUUAUUGCCUUGACUGCAUAACUUAGUCAUGUUCUCUCUGAGCACUUUCGUUUGAAAACGGUUUGUUUUUAUGUUUUGGACAUUGUAACAUUCACAGAUGUUGCAUUAAUGUCAUUUUGUUACAUUGUAAUAACAUCUUGCAGUUGCAGCCUUCAGCCUGCACACUGCACAAACAACUAAUACAUCCUAGUUAAUUAUAUUCAAUAGCUGCAUGAUGUCCUGAAGUGACUUACUGCCACACAGUAUAUCUUGAUAUACAUGAAUACAUCUAUUUUCUUAUGAAACAUUAAUAAACCAUAUUGGCAUGAAAUGUUCAGCUUCGGACAGUGAGCUCUAGGUUUAAUGUCCUAUGGUAGCCUCGCCUAUAGUGGCUGUUUGUCAUUUGGGGAGCGGGGGAAUGGGUUAUGUAAUGUGUAUUGCUUAAGGAAUUUGGACGUUUUCCUGCAUUUCAGCGAAAGGAUGACAUUAUUACUGAGGCUGGCCAGUGCUCUUUGUCCAGUGAGUGGCGACCAUACAGUCUAUGGUCCAGACUGACUUCUGAUUGUCCUAACAGUUAGUUGAUCUCUCAGCCAGUUGAACUUGACCUUAUGUUCCCUGACAUUCCCCUAGGCCAGGGGUCCCCAAUUACAUUCAGCCGUGGGACGAUUUUCCCUUGAGCGGAUGGUCGGGUCUGAAACAUAGUUCUAAAUAAUUUUUGCACUGCAAAUUUACCACAAGAAUCCCAAACAGAUAUAGUAUUUGAAAAUAAUAAUGAUGAUUACAUUGGGAUACGAUCACAUAUGCCUCUCUAUUUAUGCAUGGGAAUACUUGGGAACAGAUUUCCUAAAUUAAAAUCACUUUGAGCUAAUUUGCUGGUUAUUUUGCAGAAAUGUCCAACAACAAAAAUCACCCCGUGGGGCUGCAUAUUGGGGAACCCUGUCCUAGACAUUAUGUGCAGACCGGGAUUCCACUGCCUGUUAGUCUAUAGAAGAGAGGAAACAAUAUUGAGCUAAAUGCCGCUGGUAUAGAUGAAGUAUGGAAGCAGAUCAGGGGUCAUUUUACUCUCUAUGCUGAGGUCAAUAGACAGCUUGUCAAUAGUGAUUAAUUUUGCCUGAUCAUGUUCUUCUGUCAAGUGCAAAGCCCCCUCUUGCCUUUUGGGGGUCCUCUGCAAGAUUUGGUUGCAACAGGGGUGGCAGGUUCCCCUAACGGCCGCAGGGCCUUACGCUCAGCGCGUAGUCUCCGUAUAGGCAGAGGCGGCACUGGUCAAGUGUCUUUAGUGUAAAGCUCUAAACUCUAGACUCACUCAAAGGAUAUAGCUUUCAUAGUCAUGAGUGUGAUCUGUGAAACCUCUCUCUUUCCUAAAUUCUCCUGACAGUGACACUGCUCUAUCAUAAUCUGUGACAUAACUUACUUAGUGUGUACUCCUUAUGUAUAUGGGCAGUGUACAAUGUUAAGUGUUUGCAGGUCAUAAUGUAUGAGAUGCUUAUUAUUGUUUUGAGCCACAACCCACAUCAAGGGGCUGUGUGUGUGUGUGUGUGUGUGUGUGUGUGUGUGUGUGUGUGUGUGUGUGUGUGUGUGUGUGUGUGUGUGUGUGUCGCCCCCAUACACAGCUGCCUCAUGACUGUUGGAUGACGUUAGUUUAUGCUGUAAAUAUGGCUCUUCAUCUAGGGAAACCCAUCCGGCCAAGUACUGAACAGGGAGGUUCCUUGGCUCAAACUGAAAUGGCAGUCAGAGGAGCUUGGCUUUAUUAAGCAUCAUAGGAAAAAGGGAAAUAAGUCUGCAGAUUCUUCUUCUUGUCAGAUAAUGAAAGAUAGUUCUGCUGCUGGUUUUUGUCAUCAUUAUCUCAGUCUGUGUUAUUGUAGUUUGAGACCCCUGUGGGCCAUAUAUGUGUGUUUGUUAGUGAAUGUAUCUUUAGCUGGAAGGAAAGAGAGGGGGGAAGAAUGGUAUGUGGUGGAGGACGAGGAGCAGCUGUGUGUGUUUGUGUGUGUGUGUGUGUAUGCGCGCGCGUGUGUGUGUGUCUAAAGAGAUUGAGUUCAUGGGAACAAGAGGUCAUGUCUCUUGACAGUACUCUUGUAGCUACACUCUUGGCUGAGGAACAACAGAAAGUCCAAAGUAACACUUUUCAAAAGCUCCUGACAUGCCUCACGUCUUCCAUUAUAGUUUUUGUUUAAUGUAACAGGCUGUUGCUGGGAGUUGUCAUAUUAGGACAUAUCUUGAAGGUAUUGCAGAUUUGAACUCCUACUAGAUUGUUAUGUAAUAGGCCUAUUUCCCCUAGUGGAGGCACAUAGAGGAUGGAAGUACAUACACAGAGGACAGGGCCCUGAAUGCUGUGUCAUCCCAAUGAAGAACAUAUAUUUCCAUUCUAACAUGAUGUUUUCCCCUCUCUCUUCCAGCCAAUUGGAUCCCAUUGAUAGCAAAUGCGAAUAUGUGAAGGUAAGAUCUUUUACCUCCUCCUCACUACUAAUCUAAUAUGGAUAUUUUUAUUAUAAAUGGUUCUUUUGAGACAUUCUCUCGAACAUAAAACUCAGAGGAGCCUGCUUAGCAUGGCAAAACUUCCUAUAGAGUGUGUUGUUUUUAGAAUCCCCUCUCUUGCUGUGUUUGUGUGGAACCAGGAGAACUGUGGUGGGGAUCACAGUGUGCGCAGCGGUCAAGCUCUAAUUGAAUUAGGAUCGGUGACAUAAAAGAGUUGGGAAGCCUGCUCAUUCCAGAGGAAUAGUUUAGAGCUGACUGGGUAACUGUGGGCAACUGAGCCUGAUCUGGAUAUGACUGGUUAUGCCUAGUGGAGAGGGAAAGACUGAAGGAAUUCAGAUACAUUCACUUGUUAUCAUUGGAUCCUCUCUAACUUGACAACCAUACAAUUUUAUGCUUUAUUUUAUCAAUAUAUAUUACAUAUAAAAAAUUAUAUAUAUAAAAAAAAGUACAAUAAAAAUACUAUUGUAAAAAAUAAUAACAUUUAUAAAAGAAAUAAAAGAAAAGUGAGUUACUCCCCCCCCCCCCCAAAAAUAAAAAUUUAAAUAAACACUUGCCAGCAGCAUACCACCCUGCAUCCCAAUGUUGGCUUGCCCCUGAAGCUAAGCAGGGUUGGUCCUGGUCAGUCCCUGGAUGGGAGACCAGAUGCUGAUGGAAGUAGUGUUGGAGGGCACUCUUUCCUCUCGUCUAAAUGUUUUUGUCCCAUGGCAGUGAUUGGGGACAUUGGCCUGUGUAGGGUGCUGUCUUUCGGAUGGGACGGUAAACAGGUGUCUUGACUGUCUGUGGUCACUGAAGAUCCCAUGGCACUUAUUGUAAGAGUAGGGCGUUAACCCCGGUGUCCUGGCUAAAUUCCCAAUCUGGCCCUCAUACCACCAUGGUCACCUAAUCAACCCCAGCUUCCAAUUGGCUCAUUCAUCUCCUGUAACCAUUCCUCAGGUUGUUGCAGUAAAUGAGAAUGUGUUCUCAGUCAACUUACCUGGUAAAAUAAGGGUUAAAAAACAUUAUAUUUAACUGUUUUUGUAUUUAAAAUAACACUUUCCCUCCUUGAAAUGCGAAAUUAUCUUGAUGCAACAAACCGGUAUGUCAUUAAUUAAAUCCAAAGUAUUCAUGAGAGUUCUAGGUCUGUAGGUCUCUUCAAGUGUUUUUGGACCAAUGCCAAUCAGCCUGAUUUGCACAAGGUCCCAUGGGACAAACCAUUCAAUAGAGGGAAAAGUUUUUGUUUGAGAAAACAACAUGUCACCUACUGUAGGCGAAGGCUUGAGAAGGGAACAGUCGUUAGGACCAGUAGAUCCGCCCAUUUAAAAUGAAUUCCAAGAAACAUUUAAACAAGUGGUGAUUGGAGGGUCAGGGUGCUUGAUCUACUGUAUCUGGGAGACUGUGUGUAAAGAGGUGACAGAGCUUGGCUGACUGAUGGCUAAGCUACACAAUAACGUUACCGCAACAACCUGCCCAAGACUGCGCUCUGGUGAAAUGCCAGUGUGGGAAUACCCAACUUUUCUUCUCUACCCUUCCCUGCUUCACUCUAUCUACUGUAUUUCACAACAGACUAACCGGUGGAAAGGCUGCAAAGUGACUUGUUUCCACUGUCUGGUGCUGAAUCUACGUAGAUAACUGUUGUUUCACAGGGGUUAUGAAGUAGAUUUUUUUUUUCAUCUCUUCUCUACGUCUUACCUUUGCUUCCUAUGUCUUUUAAGUUCUCCAAGGAGAGGUUCUGGUUGGACGUCCCAUCUGAGAAGCUGCGCAGAGAGCUGGAGGAGGAGCUGAAACUCAGCAGCAGCAACCUGCUGAGCCACGGCUGGUACCAUGGACACAUCCCCUGGGAGGUGAGGCUCCCCUGCUCCCUCAAACGCACGUACCCACGCAUGACAUUCUUAAUCAUCUCUAGCUCUCCUUAACUGAUGUGUCUUUGAUUGGCAGGUGUCAGAGACUCUGGUGUUGCACCAUGGUGACUUCCUCAUCCGAGACUCUCUCUCCAGCCUGGAAGACUAUGUGCUGACCAGCCGCUGGAACCACAACACCCUGCACUUCCUAAUAAGCAAGGUCCUGCUUCAGACCAGUGAGACCUACACCCGGGUCCAGUACACCCUGGAGGGAGAGGCCUUCGACUCCGUGCCUGCUUUGGUUCACUUCUACGUGGGGAACAGGAUGGUUUUGACUCAUCAGAGUGGGGCUCAGAUCCACAGUCCCGUUAAUCGUACAUUACCACUACACUACUUGGAGGCAGCCUUCACUCUGGCCAACCACAAGGGCUAUCUGAACUCUCCCUCCUGUCAGAAAGAGGCUCUGGUCAAGAGCCGGAGUGGGAAUGUGAUGGACAAGAUCUGCCCGCUGAGGUGAGACUUGUUCUCAUCUGCACUGUCAUCUGUUCUUUUGAAUACAACACCAGUUUGGCUGUGAGCAGUGAAUUUAUGCUUCAAAUAUAGUUUGUUGAUUUUGACUAAAGGUGUGUGUGUGUGUGUGUGUGUGUGUGUCUACAGCCCUUCUACUGUUCACCACAGGGAGGCAGUCAGGAGCUGUAGCUUCAACUUGGAUCAGAUUGAGAAAAUCCAUCAGCCCUCUUCACCUAUUGGAGAGAACCCACUCCCUUCACCAAUCAGUGAGUUUAGAAACAUGUAUGGGGAUGUUUUUGUGCAGCAAAACAUCACCAGCACUACAUUCACAAGAUCAAAGAUAUGCACUGUGAGAGUGCCACAUAACAACUCUUCAAUUGCUUCCCAGUGACUUACGUUUCAAAUAAAAAAACCUCCAUGGGAAAGGACUGACAUAAUAUACUUACAUUUGUAUUUAUUUAAUUGUUUACCCUUAUUUUACCAGGUAAGUUGAUUGAGAACACAUCUUCAUUUACAGCAACGACCUGGGGAAUAGAUACAGGGGAGAGGAGAAGGGGGAUGAAGUGUGACAUAGUGUGAUAUUGUGUAACUCAUUAUUGAGGAAUUUCCUCUGCUUGUAUCUGAAGUCAACCAGCAGCCCAGGAGUCCACAUGUCAUCAGAGUGCCAGGGGUGGCUCCCUCUCCAUCUGUCUCCAGACGCUCCAGCAGCAGGACCCAACCCUUUCCUUCACCCUCCCCCAACAACAACACAAAACAGACCACCAGAGUCCAGGCCUCCCCAACCCACAUAUAUCUGAUUCCAGACACAGAUAGCAGCUACAGCCAGCUCUGUCCUGCCACCCCACCAGCUCAGAGUUAUGUGAAGCGGCUGUGUGCGGAAGAGGAGGGUCUGAGUGUUGUAGACCCUGUGAAGGAGGAGAAUGUGUAUGAGGUCCCUAUAGUGGAAACAGCCUCUGCCUUCCGGCCUAGUAGGUACCAGUCCCCACUGAUGCCCAAGGAGAACAGGCCCCUGGAGGUGGGGGUGCUGAGGAGGGUCAAGGAGCUGCUAGCCCAGGUGGAUGCCAAGACAGCGGCUAAACACAUCACCAAGGCUGACUGCAUGGUACUGACACACACACAUACACUCCCUCAUUGUACAACCCAAACACAUCCUUUUCUUACCAUGUUUCUGGUCCUCAGGUCGCCAGGAUAUUGAACGUGACUCCAGAGAUGCAGAGGAAGAUGGGUGUAAGUUCUGGGAUGGAGCUACUGACCCUCCCACACGGUCACCAACUCCGUCUGGACCUGCUGGAAAGGUGAGGACUGGCAUUACUUUUCACAUUGCUUUACACGCUUUUUGGUUUUUUUCCUGAUUUUUUGCUGUGUCUGUGUCAGCUUCCUUGUAUUUAUAAAUUCACCAGUUUAAUUGAAGUCUUUGUAAAGUCUCUGUUUUCUCUGCACCUCGACUAUCCCCCUAUCAUCCAGGUUCCAGACCAUGUCCAUCAUGCUAGCUGUGGAUGUGCUGGGUUGUACUGGCAGCACUGAGGAGAGAGCUUCCCUGCUGCACAAAACCAUCCAAAUGGCUGCUGAGCUCAAGAGCAACCUGGGCAACAUGUUUGGCUUCGCCGCAAUCAUGAGAACCUUAGAGCUGCCACAGGUACAGCACAUACGGAUGGGCAUUGGAACUGGAGAGUUACUCAUACAUAACUACUGUAACUGUAGUAUGUGGAGCAGUUUACAAUUAGGGGAGGUAAAGCAUGAGUUAUAUUGAUCAGUGCAUUGAUGAGCAUUUAUCUUCUUUACCUCUCAGAUCUCCCGUCUGGAGCAGACGUGGAUGGUGUUACGCCAGCGACACACAGAGGGCGCUAUCCUCUAUGAGAAAACCUUGAAGCCUUUCAUGAAGCGCAUGAACGAUGGGAAAGGUACUUCAUUCUAAUUUCUCCCCAAUGACAUUUAGCCUACAUUCCCUAAAUAGUCUCUUUCUUUUAACUAGAGCCUAGGGAAUAGGGUGCCAUUUCUGACACACCCAUUGUCUCACCCCUUAAGAGCAGUGAAUGCAAACAUUGACCUUAGUGAGAGUAUACUGUAUGUCCAAUGCAAUGCCUAAUUGACCUCUUCCUCUCCUCUCUUUUUUAGAGAGCUGUGCAUUAUCCAACACAUCUUUCCCCCACGUGGUGCCCCUCCUGUCCCUCCUGGAGAAGAGUGUGGCGAUGGCAGAUGGGGCGGAGCCGUGGGAGACGGUGGAAGCGGGGAUGGAUGUGGUGAUAAGUCAUCUGGCGGUGGCACGUACCAUGGCACAACUGGGGGGCAACUACUGCUCCAACGCAGAGAACAAACUACAGGGUAAGAGGGUGGGAGUAGGUCUUUGUACUAUGUUCACCAGAACUAUAUUGAGAUACAAACUUGAAAUACAGACUAAAACUAUGUUUAGCUAUAGACUAAAUCUAUGUUGAAAUACAGACUAAACUAUGUUUAGCUAUAGACUAAAUCUAUGUUGAGAUACAGACUAAAACCAUGUUGAGAUACAGACUAAAACCAUGUUGAUAUACAGACUAAAACCAUGUUGAUAUACAGACUAAAACCAUGUUGAGAUACAGACUAAAACCAUGUUGAGAUACAGACUAAAACCAUGUUGAGAUACAGACUAAAACCAUGUUGAGAUACAGACUAAAACCAUGUUGAGAUACAGACUAAAACCAUGUUGAGAUACAGACUAAAACCAUGUUGAGAUACAGACUAAAACCAUGUUGAGAUACAGACUAAAACCAUGUUGCGAUACAGACUAAAACCAUGUUGCAAUACAGACUAAAACUAUGUUGAGAUACAGACUAAAUCUAUGUUGAAAACAGACUAAAACUAUGUUUAGCUAUAGACUAAAUCUAUGUUGAAAUACAGACUAAAACUAUGUUUAACUAUAGACUAAAUCUAUGUUGAGAUACAGACUAAAACCAUGUUGAGAUACAGACUAAAACCAUGUUGAGAUACAGACUAAAACCAUGUUGAGAUACAGACUAAAACCAUGUUGAGAUACAGACUAAAACCAUGUUGAGAUACAGACUAAAACCAUGUUGAGAUAGACUAAAACCAUGUUGAGAUACAGACUAAAACCAUGUUGAGAUACAGACUAAAACCAUGUUGAUAUACAGACUAAAACCAUGUUGAGAUACAGACUAAAACCAUGUUGAGAUACAGACUAAAACCAUGUUGAGAUACAGACUAAAACCAUGUUGCAAUACAGACUAAAACUAUGUUGAGAUACAGACUAAAUCUAUGUUGAAAUACAGACUAAAACUAUGUUUAGCUAUAGACUAAAUCUAUGUUGAGAUACAUACUAAAACCAUGUCAAGAUACAGACUACAACCAUGUUGAGAUGUGGACUAAAUCUAUGUUGAGAUACAGAUUAAAUAUAUGUUGUGAUAUUAAGUAUUUCAUAAAAGUUUGCCACCACGACACCAACACAAUUUACCACGUAUAUGAACACCAUAUUCAUGGUGUUGUUGGAUAUGUAUGAAUUAGAUUUUAAUGGUGAUUUCUUUAUGUUGUUGUGUGUUGUUGUGGACAUACAGGGUUCCAGGAGCAAGCUGAGGUUCUAGAACUCUUCCUCACAGAGUUCCAGAUGAGGUUGCUGUGGGGGAGUCGGGGGGCGGUAGAGAACCAGGCAGAGCGAUACACCAAGUUUGACCAGGUGUUGACUGCCCUGUCCAACAAACUGGAGCCCCCCAUUCAGCACAGUGACCUUUAACCCCAACCCUCAUUGGACUUGAAUGGGUCUUUAUCUUGCCUUUGUCUCUUGAAAUGAGAAGCAACUCCAGUCACGUACUCAGUUUCAACUGACAUGGCUGUACCAGGAAGACUGAGUCAGGACAUUUUCUUUUUCUUUAUGGUUCUCUUAAGAGGCGCUAUGAGAUGGCUUAAGUUCAUGGUUCUGUGUAAUAAGGUAGGCUACUGAUGCUGCUUUAUCAUUUCACAUAAAAAUGUGCUUCAUUACACAGACUUGUGCUGUGAAAUAGUAAACAGAGAAUCAUGCUCUGUUUGCAUAUGGCCUGUCCAAGGUUGUUGCUGCUCCUUUCAAUAUAAAAUACCACCAUUAUAGAAAUGCUUAUGAGGCUGUGCCUUAUGUAUGAGAGAAUAAUAUGAAGUAGAUUUGGUCAUGUCUUUGCCAGUAUCAAUAAAUGUUGCUCUUGUAUGUUAUAAUAAGCCUGCUUAUGAAGGCUGCGCCUUACUUAUGAGACUAACUAGCUUAUAACAAGAAGGAAAUUGUGUUCUUUGCUCAGUAGCACUAAGUGGGAAUUGUAUUUGUUACAUUAAUCAUGGUACACAGAGAGUGCAAAGAGUGCAUUCAGUCAGGUAAUAUUCAUGGUCAAUCAAGACUUGCAUUUCAAAACCUAUUUAGCACAUCAUAGUAAACUCUGUCGUGUGUACAUUAACUUAUACUCUAACAUUACUUACAUUAAACAGAACAUUUACUUGCUUAUAACUUAUUAUAAGUCAAUAUGUUUGUAAGAUAUGUAGGGAAAGUGUUAAAAUGAAUAAUGCCACUAGUAUUUGUUGUCCUAGUUCUGUGAUCAGUGAUGAGAGACAAGAAAACCAACCACUACUGCUCAAUCAUGUAUGAUACUGUAUACAUCACUAUGCAAUACAUAUUUACUUAUGGUGCUAUUCACAAAAAUGUGUCUUUAACUUAUGUUUAGCAUUAGUGUAUUUGAUCAUUAAUUCGAUCAAGCUGCCAUUACAUCAGAACAUGCUUUGAUAGGGUCAGUUAUAAAAAAAAUGCACUGAUCUUAGUUCCAAAGGUGCAAAUUAUUUAAUGAUAUGUUUGUAAUCCAAGCCUAUUUGUCCAUGUAUUCAAUGUAAAUGUAAUGGAUAUAUUGACUGACCUGACCAUAUGAUAAACCCUCAUUCUAUAUAGGUGCUAUAAAACAGAUAUACACAGAAAUGUUGUAAUAUAAUUGAAUAAAAAUCAUUUAUUG
This is a messenger RNA of Coregonus sp. 'balchen', 12201 nucleotides long. Lineage: Eukaryota; Metazoa; Chordata; Actinopteri; Salmoniformes; Salmonidae. The record is from the annotation of a GenBank genome assembly.